This is a messenger RNA of Budorcas taxicolor (takin), 2469 nucleotides long. RefSeq names its product semaphorin 3A (gene SEMA3A). The record is from RefSeq and is a predicted model, not a curated record. Gene Ontology annotation, biological process: negative regulation of axon extension involved in axon guidance; motor neuron axon guidance; semaphorin-plexin signaling pathway. The transcript has 18 exons. Lineage: Eukaryota; Metazoa; Chordata; Mammalia; Artiodactyla; Bovidae. Gene Ontology annotation, molecular function: neuropilin binding; semaphorin receptor binding; chemorepellent activity.
AUGUGCCCAGAUACUUAAACAGUUGGAUUGAACAAAUGUACCUCAGGAAUUAAGAAUUCUUCCUGGAAAGAGUUUCCAGAUUGUUUGAACUUCUCUGGCCGCACAAUACAGGACGGACUGAAGCAGCAUAGGACCAACAGCGUCUGCAGCAUGGGCUGGUUCGCUAGGAUUGUCUGUCUUUUCUGGGGAGUAUUACUUACAGCAAGAGCAAACUAUCAAAAUGGGAAAAACAAUGUGCCAAGACUGAAAUUAUCCUACAAAGAAAUGUUGGAAUCCAACAAUGUGAUUACUUUCAAUGGCUUGGCCAACAGCUCCAGUUACCAUACCUUCCUUUUGGAUGAGGAACGGAGUAGACUGUAUGUUGGAGCAAAGGAUCAUAUAUUUUCAUUCAACCUGGUUAAUAUCAAGGAUUUCCAAAAGAUUGUGUGGCCAGUAUCUUACACCAGAAGAGAUGAAUGCAAGUGGGCUGGAAAAGAUAUUCUGAAAGAAUGUGCUAAUUUCAUCAAGGUGCUUAAGGCUUAUAAUCAGACUCAUUUGUAUGCCUGUGGAACAGGGGCUUUUCAUCCAGUUUGCACCUACGUUGAAAUUGGACAUCAUCCUGAGGACAACAUUUUUAAGCUGCAAGACUCACAUUUUGAAAAUGGCCGUGGGAAGAGCCCAUAUGACCCUAAACUGCGUACGGCAUCUCUUUUAAUAGAUGGAGAAUUAUACUCUGGAACAGCAGCUGAUUUUAUGGGGCGAGACUUUGCUAUCUUCCGAACUCUUGGGCACCAUCAUCCGAUCAGGACGGAGCAGCACGAUUCCAGGUGGCUCAACGAUCCAAGGUUCAUUAGUGCCCACCUCAUCCCAGAGAGUGACAACCCUGAAGAUGACAAAGUGUACUUUUUCUUCCGUGAAAACGCAAUAGAUGGAGAACACACUGGAAAAGCCACUCACGCUAGAAUAGGUCAGAUAUGCAAGAAUGACUUUGGGGGCCACAGAAGUCUGGUGAAUAAAUGGACAACAUUCCUCAAAGCUCGUCUCAUUUGCUCAGUGCCAGGCCCAAAUGGCAUCGACACUCAUUUUGAUGAAUUGCAGGAUGUAUUCCUGAUGAAUUCUAAAGAUCCUAAAAAUCCAGUUGUAUAUGGAGUAUUUACAACUUCCAGUAACAUCUUCAAGGGGUCAGCCGUGUGCAUGUAUAGCAUGAGUGAUGUGAGAAGGGUGUUCCUUGGACCAUAUGCUCACAGGGAUGGUCCCAACUACCAGUGGGUGCCUUAUCAAGGAAGAGUCCCUUACCCACGACCAGGAACUUGUCCCAGUAAAACUUUUGGUGGAUUUGACUCUACAAAAGACCUUCCUGAUGACGUUAUAACAUUUGCAAGAAGCCAUCCAGCCAUGUACAAUCCAGUAUUUCCUAUCAAUAACCGGCCGAUAAUGAUCAAAACAGAUGUAAAUUAUCAGUUUACACAAAUUGUGGUAGAUCGAGUGGAUGCAGAAGAUGGCCAGUAUGAUGUCAUGUUUAUUGGAACAGAUGUUGGAACUGUUCUUAAAGUAGUUUCAAUUCCUAAGGAGACCUGGCAUGAUUUAGAAGAAGUUCUGCUUGAAGAAAUGACAGUUUUUCGGGAACCAACUUCUAUUUCGGCAAUGGAGCUUUCCACUAAGCAGCAACAACUAUAUAUUGGCUCUACCACGGGGGUCACACAACUCCCUUUACACAGAUGUGAUAUUUAUGGGAAAGCCUGUGCAGAGUGCUGCCUUGCCCGAGACCCUUACUGUGCCUGGGAUGGCUCCUCAUGCUCUCGCUAUUUUCCUACUGCAAAGAGACGCACGAGACGACAAGAUAUAAGAAAUGGAGAUCCAUUGACCCACUGUUCAGACUUACAACACCAUGAUAAUCACCAUGGCCACAGCUUCGAAGAAAGAAUCAUCUAUGGGGUAGAAAAUAGUAGCACGUUCCUGGAAUGCAGUCCGAAGUCACAGCGAGCUCUGGUCUAUUGGCAAUUCCAGAGGCGAAACGAAGAGCGAAAAGAAGAGAUCAGAGUGGAUGAUCAUAUCAUCAGAACAGAACAAGGCCUUCUACUGCGUAGUCUGCAGCGGAAGGAUUCAGGCAAUUACCUCUGUCAUGCGGUGGAACACGGCUUCAUGCAAACUCUUCUUAAAGUGACCCUAGAAGUCAUCGACACAGAGCAUUUGGAAGAACUUCUUCAUAAAGAUGAUGAUGGAGAUGGGUCUAAGACCAAAGAAACGUCCAACAGCAUGACGCCUAGCCAGAAGGUCUGGUACAGAGACUUCAUGCAGCUCAUCAACCAUCCCAACCUGAACACAAUGGAUGAGUUCUGUGAACAAGUUUGGAAAAGGGACCGAAAACAGCGUAGGCAAAGGCCAGGACAUACCCAAGGGAACAGUAACAAAUGGAAGCACUUACAGGAAAAUAAGAAAGGCAGAAACAGGAGGACCCACGAAUUUGAGAGGGCACCCAGGAGUGUCUGA